Molecule: messenger RNA, 942 nt
Organism: Lachancea meyersii CBS 8951
Lineage: Eukaryota; Fungi; Ascomycota; Saccharomycetes; Saccharomycetales; Saccharomycetaceae
Source: the annotation of a GenBank genome assembly
AUGGAAAUAACGUCGGAUUCUGUAUUGGACGCGAAAACAGCGGAACCGCUGGUCGUUUGGCCGCCUACAGUUGUCGAAGCCAAAGAUUCAUUGCACACUCGAACAUUCUAUUCUGACAUUCCUACUAGCAUCAAGAACUCCACAACUCCUGUCAUUCUUGGUGUUGACGAAGCUGGACGUGGACCAGUGAUUGGGCCGAUGGUUUACGGUAUCAGUUACUGCACAAAGGAAUACCAGGACGAAAUCUUGAAGAAGCGCUACGCUUUCGACGACUCCAAAAAACUCACAGACCCGGUCAGAAGAGACCUUUUUCAACGCAUGUACACUGGGGAGAUAGACCAGGUUGGGUACGCAACAACGUCUAUUACGCCCUGUGAUAUUUCCAGCGGUAUGCUCCGAUUCCCACCGGAAAAGAACUACAAUCUGAAUGAACAGGCUCACGACGUAACAAUGGCUCUAAUCAAAGGUGUAAUCGACCAAGGUGUGGCGAUAGACCAUGUAUACGUCGAUACAGUGGGUCCCCCCGCGUCGUAUCAAAAGAAACUGGAGUCUAAUUUUCCCAACAUCAAAUUCACCGUGGCCAAGAAGGCAGACUCUCUGUACUGCGUGGUCAGCGUGGCAAGUGUUGUUGCCAAAGUGACGCGUGAUGUGCUGAUAGACUCACUCAAGACUUCAGAGGAUGAAGUGAUAGGCUCGGGGUAUCCUUCCGAUGGGAAAACCACGGCCUGGCUGCGCGCAAACAAAACCGGGCUUUUUGGGUGGCCAUCUAACAUGGUGCGAUUUUCGUGGCAAACGGCACAGACUUUGUUAGACAAGAGUGCGGAUGCGGUUCCAAUCGAAUGGGAGGAAGAUUAUAUGGGAAAGGGAUCUCAAUCUGUCUCUGCGAUGUUUGCGGCCCCUCCCAAAGCCGUUACGCUGGACAAUUGGUAUGGGAUGGAGUAG